Messenger RNA from Molossus molossus (Pallas's mastiff bat), 1173 nucleotides. RefSeq names its product ssu-2 homolog (gene SSUH2). Bases 34 to 1161 code for a protein of 375 amino acids. The record is from RefSeq and is a predicted model, not a curated record. NCBI's taxonomy places the organism in Eukaryota, Metazoa, Chordata, Mammalia, Chiroptera, Molossidae. The transcript is spliced from 12 exons.
AGGGCAGAGCCUCUCUGGCUGGACAUCUGGACCAUGGACAGGGAUCUGAGUGAUGAGGACAGUGUGGUGGACCUCAGCUUCGAGGCUGAGGGGCCCCUGGCGCCCCCCGUGGAACUCCUGGAGAGGCUGCCCAGCUAUGACUACCUUUUUCAAGGGGGCGGACAGCAGAUAUUCUUCCCACCUUUGGAGGCCCCACGGAGACCCCCGGAACAAAGGUGCUGGUCCUCGUUCCUGGAACACAGAAUCCCUGUGGUGACAGAGGAGGUGGCACGGGAAGCUCUCCUCAGCUUCGUUCACUCCAAAUGCUGCUAUGGCAGCUCGGCCGCCAGCGACCUUGUCAUCCAGGAGCUGAGGCAGCAGACUGUGUGCAGGUAUCGACUGGAGACUUUCAGUGAAUCCAGGAUAAGCGAAUGGACAUUUCAACCCUUUACUAAUCACUUAGUAGAUGGGCCACGAAGAGGGACGUCCCCCAGGCUCUGGGACAUCAAGGUCCAGGUCCCCCCGAUGUUUCAGGAAGAAACCAGGAAGUUCCAAGUCCCUCACUCGUCACUGGUCAAGGAGUGCCACAGGUGCCACGGGCGUGGGCACUGCAAGUGCAGCGGCUGCCACGGGGCCUGCAUGGUGAGGUGCCCCUCCUGCAGCGGAGCCAAGCGCAGAGCCAAGCAGCCUGGGAGGUGUCAGAUGUGCUCGGGGUCUGGCAGGCACAGGUGCAGCACGUGCUCAGGGAGGGGGAACAAGACCUGUGCCACCUGCAAGGGGGAAAAGAAACUGUUGCACUUCAUCCAGCUGGUCAUCAUGUGGAAGAACAGCCUGUUUGAGUUUGUGUCUGAGCACAGGCUGAACUGCCCCGCGGAGCUCCUCGCUAAAGCCAAAGGAGAAAACUUCUUUAAGGAUGAAAACACCAUGGUGUACCCCCUUGUGGACUUCCCCCUGCGGGAGAUCUCUCUGGCCUCCCAGCGGGGCAUUGCCCAACACAGCGCCACCCUGGCCUCCAGAGCCCGCGUCCUUCAGCAGCGCCAGACCGUCGAGCUGAUCCCCCUCACAGAAGUUCAUUACUGGUACCAAGGGAAGACUAACGUGUACUACAUCUACGGCACCGACCACAGAGUGUAUGUGGCGGACUACCCUGGACGGUACUGUUGUGGCUGCACCAUCCUCUGAGCCAGCUCGGCU